Molecule: messenger RNA, 708 nt
Organism: Meira miltonrushii
Lineage: Eukaryota; Fungi; Basidiomycota; Exobasidiomycetes; Exobasidiales; Brachybasidiaceae
Exons: 1
Coding region: 1-708 (235 amino acids)
Source: RefSeq, a predicted model, not a curated record
AUGUCAUCAACGCCUUCAACUUUUGCUCGUGCUCAAAUGGCAAUAAGGCCAAAGAUAAAGCCAAAGAGUCCACUUAGAAGACAGAGUGUUACUGUUACAAGUUCACCUACUUCACCAAUUCAUCCAAUAACCACAAUGUUUAACAAAUCUCCUUCCACUUCGUCUUCUCUUUCCGGACAUGGAACUUUGAGCACAAGUACGAGCGCAUCAUCCGAUAUGGACAGACAAUCUCAUCCUGCUACUGCUGCGACAGUCAAAGUUGGAGAAUUGGAACUAUCUCUACCUCUACUUGCCACAAGCGGCGUAGGAAUCUUUGUUGGUGCUCUUUUGCUAAGGGCAAUCUACACAUUUAGUACGUCCAUCGUUCGUUUGUUCGUAAUGGUGAUCGCUGUUUGGGCAUUCUUGACGUUCAGUCAAUUGAACGAUCGACAGAAGGAACGUCAACAGAGAAAGAAGAUAAUGGAAGAAAGAACAACAGCAACGGGAGGAAUAAAUUUGACACAAGCCGAUUUCGAAAAGUAUGGAAUAGGAGUGAAACAUUCAACUCCAACAAAUAACGGAGGUGGUGUAGGAUAUGCGAGCGGAUAUGGACAUGCAAGAUAUCCUACCGCAAACGCAACUCUGCAAUCUCAUUCCUCCUACGCUUCUGAUGGAAAGACGAGGAACUUGUUGAGCCCUCAUCAACGAUUUGCAAAUCAUAGUACCUAA